This is a messenger RNA of Coprinopsis cinerea okayama7#130, 2757 nucleotides long. RefSeq lists its product as hypothetical. NCBI's taxonomy places the organism in Eukaryota, Fungi, Basidiomycota, Agaricomycetes, Agaricales, Psathyrellaceae. The transcript has 2 exons. Bases 1 to 2757 code for a protein of 918 amino acids. The record is from RefSeq and is a predicted model, not a curated record.
AUGUCGCAAUCCGGUCGCCUUCAAGACGUUGGGGGAGUCCUAUACUACUCCCCAAAUUGCACGAGAACGCUCAAUUUCACGGGAGACCCUUUCGCUCAGGAGGACGUAAACCCCUUUCAACCGGAGAAGCACAGACCCCUUGAACGCCCGCGCAAACCUUCGACGAACGACGCUUCGAACACCACUAAUCCACCAAAGUUCGUCCAGAAAUAUCCGCGAUUCGGAGACAUCUGCGAGCCUCGAUUAUGGACACCCGCAUUUGGUUGGCUGGCGUUCGCACCGAUACAGUACUCCGACCCUGGGUAUCCGUUCAACAGACUAAAACGGGUCCCGCUACCUUUGAUCUUGGGGUCGCCAGAGGACUUCAGUUACCGAAUGCCGGAAAACUUCACACAAAGUUGGGCGAAACUAGAGUCUGAACUGUUCGGGGCCGUUACGAAGCUGAAAUCCAAGUUCUCGGCGGCUAUGGUGCUACCAUUCCUACCAUGGGCCCACGGAUACCUGCUUACCUUCAAGAACCCCAGGAGCUACGAUCGUGCAGUCGGUUCGUCGAGGGAUUGGUUUUCUAUCUGGUGGGGAGCGCUUUCGUACUUGGUAGCACACGCGGAUUCUAAGAGGGAUGCUUUCACAUUGAACAGCUAUGUCCCUCAAUGGCAUGUAGAAUUGGAAUCAGAGGUGGAUACGGCAUGGAUAGAUGGCAUUUGGUUUUCCUCAAUAUGUGACUUUUCAUUCAAUCCGAAUCGAAUUGGUUGCAUCGUCGAUAUUGUCAACCCUAAGCCGUACCAGCCAACCGUGGAGUGGUUCGUGAAACACGGCGUGCCCGUCUGGUACCGAUGGGGUUCUUCCGAGAUAGCUUCGGCUGAUCAACGCCUCGCGCCCCCUCCAGGGACACUGACUGGGAGCCCGGAGCGACCAAUAGGCACACGAAAACAAAUACUCCUACCACAUUUACCAACAACGUCGUCGUCACCGCCACCUCCCGACCCAAUGGCCUCAAAAUUAUCUAACUUCAAUGCAGCAUGGGCCGCGCAUUGCGCUCGACAUCAACGUGCACAUGCCCGAAUCAUGGAGAAGGAGACCCCUACCGAAAGACAGGCCCGCGAAGCCCGAGCGGCUAACCCUCCAGUGUCGAAAGUCAGGGUGUAUGAGUGGUGUCCUUCGGAAAGUAAUCCGGAUACAUAUGAGCGGGUUGCGGCGGGGGUUAAGUAUUCCAGAGACACACUGUCUUUGUACAGUUCGAAACAAAAGAAGUUUGAUUCGUUUUGCAGAGAAUGGGAUUGCUGUGACUUGUUCAGCGGGGAUGAUGACGAAAUCGACCUGGAGGAGUGGUCGCCCGACGACCUUAGCCUACCUAUCCCAACUUCACUCAGGAAUAAGAUCGCAGAAGCCUACAAUCUGCGUUUGGAUGUCGACGUCAACGACGGUGGGGCCAUCUUAGAGCAAUCCGAAGGUACUAGUCUGUCCGAGCACGAAGAGACCUGCCCAUCCGCCUAUCAACCUCUUCAGAUCGCCCGAGGGUCAUCAGCAAUUGCCACUACAAUCGUCGACGAAGAACAGGUGCAACUCGUUUCCCGUACAGACUGGCUAGUGAAUACAUUAUUGGAGGAAGUGAAUAGCGUCUUUGGCCUUCACUAUGGCUUCGUCCCACCCUUACCAUCAACGCCUGUACCAUCAGAGGACAAUGAUAAGAUGAGGAGGAACUUCUGCCGGCUACUUGGACUCACAGACAACGAGCUAAAGCCCAAUGAAUACUUUGCCACUGCACACUACAAGUCAGCGGUACAAUUCAUGACGGCCCAUUCCAAGCGCAAGACCCCUCAUGCAGGUUCGUGGGACCUCAAGGACGACGUCAUCUCCCCUCUCAAACACUGCUCUAGGCUUCGGGAUCUCCGAAUCACUGCCAUACCGUCCUUCGACAACCUCGAGCUGGUAGACAGCGGUCAAUCUGACUGCGUGCCUCGUUACUACUGGUUCAAUUUUGCGUCCUCGACAAAGCCUUGGAAGUUGGCUGUUCUGAAUGCCUUGGACGCCCUUUUUGUCUGUCGGCUGCCACCUGAAUUCAAGGAGGAUGAGAUUGUGUUAACCUUGGUGCAGAAAGGCAUCUCAUUCCGUCUUUUCUUUCCCCGUUCCCACUUACAAGCUCGUCGUUAUCGAACGCCGUCAUAUAGCCCUCUGCCCAUUAGACCGUUGAAGCACAAGUUUACGAAGAUCGAUUACGAUAGCUAUGUGAACACCCGCACUCGAAUUCUUUCUCAACCUCAUAUGCGUGCAGCUUUACGACGAGGCGGGAUCAUUUGGCGCCUGGCAAUCGCAACACUUGGCAUGGGGGACGUUGAGAAAACUGCGGUGGGGUGCAGUGGACUACUAACAACGAGACUCGAAAACUGUGAGGGGGAGUACGUGGAUGAUGGGCUAACCGCACGGGAAUUGGACUUGAUUUGUGGUGCGUAUACCUGUAUCGAUGAAGACACAGGUUCGGUCGCAAUCAAAUCGUGGUGGCCCCUUGCACGGGCAUACGAACGCUCAGAUUGUGGAGAAAACUAUGGCCGUUGGUGCUGCAGGAGGGAGCAGUGGUAUAUAAAGAGACUAGAAGAUAUCGAGCGGGGCGUUGAAAAGUUCGACCAACCUCUGGCUUUCCAAGAAUGGAAGUCGGCUCAACGUGGCUUGGGACCCAUUCGGCAUUUUCAUAAUACCCUUCAAUCCGCUUCCCAUGAUUUCAUUGAACGAUUCCUCUUCUCUCGAGCCAACACUUCUUGA